UCACGGCAUCGUGGCAUAUUACUAGUCUACGUGUGCACUAUACUGUAGCAUGGUUGGCUCAGUAUUUUAAUAAAAUAACAUCGUCUCGUCGACCGUCUGUCAUUUAAUCGGCAUCAGUCGUACACGGAACGCAGUUGUGUUUUGUCCAAAAACUCGCAGCAUUGCCAUUGAGCUUUAUUUCAAUCGAAGUAAAUCUCGCAUUUAAUUUUUUGCUUUGGAAUUUGCCGAAAUUGUUGUGAAACCUCACACACACACACACAAAAAAAACCCUCUGAAAGAAUGGCACCAAAACAACGUAUGCGUGUAGCCAACGAAAAGGCCAGCAAAAACAUCACUCUUCGAGGAAAUGUACCAAAAUCAACGAAAGCCAAAGAAGAUCAGUACCCAGUUGGACCAUGGUUGUUGGCACUCUUCUUGUUCGUUGUCUGCGGAUCCGCUAUAUUCCAAAUAAUCCAAUCCAUUCGCAUCGCGUAAUUGCAAUCCAACUAAAUUGAUCACCACACUAUAUAUUCAAUGUAAAGAUAUUAAUAAAUAUGUAAAAAAAAAACACGAAACACAAGAAAAAUAUGCAUCCAGAUUUACAAUUUUAUAUUUAUGUAAUUGAAGUGAAACAAACACUAUGAUUGUCAAUGAGGGUGAAAUAAGCAAACAUACACAAUUUCAAACCUUUUUUUGAGGGAUUCAUAAUUUUGUAUCAUCAAAAUUCCUCAUUUUGAUUUCAUUUUUUAUACCGGCAAUAGGAUAUGCACAAAAAAAACAAGGUCAAUAGCACUUUGUUAAUGUAAAAACAAUUCCUAACAUUAAUAACUGAAGAAAGUAUUUUUUUUUGUAUUUUUCUUGUUCAUUUCAAAUGAAACAAUCGGUUAGUUAAAUUGUGUGUUUGCAAAAGAGAAAAAAAUAUAUAUGUAUUGCAAUUACAAUGUGCAGUUUAUAUACAUUCGACUACUUUAUCUAGAGUUCUUUGUCUAGAUAAAGAUAUUCCAAGCAAAAAUUAAAUAAAAUUUAAAAAAAACUCAA
Sitodiplosis mosellana (orange wheat blossom midge) is the source of this 1017-nucleotide messenger RNA. Its product is annotated as stress-associated endoplasmic reticulum protein 2. Gene Ontology annotation, cellular component: endoplasmic reticulum. NCBI's taxonomy places the organism in Eukaryota, Metazoa, Arthropoda, Insecta, Diptera, Cecidomyiidae. Gene Ontology annotation, biological process: endoplasmic reticulum unfolded protein response. The transcript has 3 exons. The record is from RefSeq and is a predicted model, not a curated record. Bases 280 to 474 code for a protein of 64 amino acids.